Lynx canadensis (Canada lynx) is the source of this 1911-nucleotide messenger RNA. It is a transcript of the gene HTR4, whose product is annotated as 5-hydroxytryptamine receptor 4. The transcript has 12 exons. The record is from RefSeq and is a predicted model, not a curated record. Gene Ontology annotation, molecular function: G protein-coupled serotonin receptor activity. Gene Ontology annotation, cellular component: plasma membrane. The coding region runs from base 1 to 1911 and encodes 636 amino acids. Gene Ontology annotation, biological process: regulation of appetite; chemical synaptic transmission; adenylate cyclase-activating adrenergic receptor signaling pathway. Lineage: Eukaryota; Metazoa; Chordata; Mammalia; Carnivora; Felidae.
AUGCCUGGGUUCUGUUCCCAGCGCCGGCUCUGUGGCUUUGGCAAGUGCGUUAACCUCUCGGGCCCGCUGUCUCUUCCUGUAACAGGAGGGACAAGAGGUUGGAAGAAGAGGAAAGUGACGGCGGUUGGCACUUGUGAGCGCAUAGUAAAAGGACCUUGUGGGCACUGCAGUCCGACUCACCCAUGCGUGUUUCCUGUAAUGGACGAACUUGAUGCGAAUGUGAGGCAGCCCUGUGAGGCUCAUGUCACUGUCAUCCCCAUUGUGCAGUGCAUGGUAACUAAGGAACAAAGUGGUACCUGCUCAAGGUCACGUAAUCACAUUGCCUCGACUAGACCACAGAUACGUUCCAUGAAUGCAGAUGACCGAGAUCAGCUGGGGAUCUCGAAUGUUAGCACAGGAAUGUCCUUAAGAGGCCAGAAGAAAGUUGAAGGCGCUCUCACGUAUCAAAAUUCCCACUGUGGUGUCCUAGAAAGUAGCCCCCAGCUUCUGCUUGAAAAUUCCAGUCUUCUUUUUAAUGGGGCCCUACCAUGUAGCAGAGCCGUGAAGGUCCAGACUUUCAUCCUGUCAUCUUCAAAUGCAGGUAGAACAAAGGUCAUCCAGCCCACGAGUGCCAACAAAUUCCAAGAAUUAAAGACCAUUGGACCAGUUUGCAUCCGCCCAGCGUAUUUUCACAAAGCAUAUGAAGCUGUCAUCAUCAGCGUGUUGGAUAUCAAGUUUGUAGACUACAAUUCCAAGGAGGGUUUUGGGUCGGUGGAGAAGGUCGUGCUGCUCACGUUUCUCUCGGCGGUUAUCCUGAUGGCCAUCCUGGGGAACCUGCUGGUGAUGGUGGCUGUGUGCAGGGACAGGCAGCUCAGGAAGAUAAAGACCAAUUAUUUCAUCGUAUCCCUCGCCUUUGCGGAUCUGCUGGUCUCGGUGCUGGUGAUGCCCUUUGGUGCCAUCGAGCUGGUUCAGGACAUCUGGAUUUAUGGGGAGAUGUUUUGCCUGGUCCGGACAUCGCUAGACGUCCUGCUCACGACGGCGUCGAUUUUUCACCUGUGCUGCAUUUCUCUGGACAGGUAUUAUGCCAUCUGCUGCCAGCCUCUGGUCUAUAGGAACAAGAUGACCCCUCUGCGCAUCGCGCUAAUGCUGGGAGGCUGCUGGGUCAUCCCCACGUUUAUCUCUUUUCUCCCUAUAAUGCAAGGCUGGAAUAAUAUUGGCAUAAUUGAUCUGGAAAGGAUAUCCAAGCCAAGGCUGGGCCAGGAUUUGCAUGUGAUAGAAAAAAGGAAGUUCAACCAGAACUCUAACUCUACGUAUUGUAUCUUCAUGGUCAACAAGCCCUAUGCCAUCACCUGCUCUGUGGUGGCCUUCUACAUCCCGUUUCUCCUCAUGGUGCUGGCCUAUUAUCGCAUCUAUGUCACAGCGAAGGAACAUGCCCACCAGAUCCAGAUGUUACAACGGGCAGGGGCCCCCUCAGAGGGCAGGCCCCAGCCGGCCGACCAGCACAGCACUCAUCGCAUGAGGACAGAGACCAAAGCUGCCAAGACCCUGUGCAUCAUCAUGGGUUGUUUCUGCCUCUGCUGGGCUCCAUUCUUUGUCACCAAUAUUGUGGAUCCAUUCAUAGACUACACUGUUCCCGGGCAGGUGUGGACCGCUUUCCUCUGGCUCGGCUACAUCAAUUCUGGGUUGAACCCCUUUCUCUACGCCUUCUUGAAUAAGUCUUUUAGACGUGCCUUCCUCAUCAUCCUCUGCUGUGAUGAUGAGCGCUACCGAAGACCCUCCAUUCUGGGCCAGGCUGUGCCCUGUUCAACCACAACCAUUAAUGGAUCCACACAUGUGCUAAGGGAUGCGGUGGAGUGUGGUGGCCAAUGGGAGAGUCACUGUCACCCUCCAGCAACUUCUUCCUUGGUGGCUGCUCAGCCCAGUGACACUUAG